GAAGCGCUCUCCGGUUGGCCAGGGAAGGCUGGCGGUAUUUCCUUCUCUGGGUUAUCUGUAAAACGUGCUGCUGCUCUGUGUGAAGAGCUAACAGCUAGGUCAAUACGGGAAAGGUGGACCUGGAAAAGCUUUUAAGAUGUCCUACUCGUCAUCACGAAGCUCCUCGCGCAACACUGACUGCAAGGUCUAUGUAGGUGACCUAGGCAAUGGUGCUGCCAAGGGGGAGUUGGAACGGGCGUUCAGCUACUAUGGACCUUUGCGCAGUGUCUGGGUGGCCAGGAACCCACCUGGUUUUGCCUUUGUCGAGUACGAAGAUCCCAGAGAUGCUGAGGAUGCGACAAAGGGCAUGGACGGCAAAGUGCUCUGUGGUGCCCGCAUAAGAGUGGAGUUGUCAACCGGUAUGUCUCGCAAGUCACGCCACGACCGCCCCAGCCGCCGGCACUUCGACCCCAACGACCGCUGCUACCAAUGUGGCGAGAAUGGCCAUUAUGCAUAUGACUGCUAUCGCUUUAGCAAGAGGGGUGGUGGCCGCCGCAGCAGGUCCCGCUCGCGGUCAAGGUCCAGGGGAAGGCGUUACCGCUCACGCAGCCGAAGCAACGGCCGCGACCGUAGAUCUGGGUCCCCAGCACGUUCCAAGUCCAGAAGUCCAGUGCGCAGGUCGUCCAGAAGUCCAGUGCGCAGGUCGUCCAGAAGUCCAGUGCGCAGGUCGUCCAGAAGUCCAGUGCGCAGGUCGUCCAGAAGUCCAGUGCGCAGAGCAGCAAGCCGCUCCCGAUCUCGCUCCCGCUCCCGGUCCGUGUCCCGCCCCAGGGCGCGCAGCGUCUCCAGAUCUCGCUCCCGGUCCAAAUCCCGCUCAGCCACCACCAAGAGGGACAGUCGAUCCAGGUCUCCGAGCCAGAGGAAAAGCCCCACUCCUGAUGCUGACUGACCAUGGGGGUGAGACCGCUCCCUGCCCUCUCCUGUUCCGCUGUCCCCGUUUGCCUCGGGGCUUGAAGCCAUUUUACACCUUUGUCUAUCUAUUUGAUUUCUUUCUCCUGUCAUUUUUUUAAUUUAUCCCUUGCUUUUCAUCCUCUGGCUUUGCCAUUAUUUCAUCUGUAUGUACAAAGGAUUCCCAAACUCCUUUUUCCAUCAUGUACAUUUCAAUAGCUCGUUUUACAGUAUUUUUUUAAAUCUUUUUUUGCAUUCUGUGCGUUUUACUCUAGUUUGUCAAUUUCUUUUUUUAAAGCUAAAUGAUUUGGUUUUAUUUCAUUUUCAAUGUGAAUGGCGGGAUCUUUUUAAUAAAAUUGAUCUUUACACUAA
Molecule: messenger RNA, 1296 nt
Organism: Oncorhynchus masou masou (cherry salmon)
Lineage: Eukaryota; Metazoa; Chordata; Actinopteri; Salmoniformes; Salmonidae
Product: serine/arginine-rich splicing factor 7-like
Exons: 7
Coding region: 137-925 (262 amino acids)
Molecular function (GO): RNA binding; zinc ion binding
Source: RefSeq, a predicted model, not a curated record